This is a messenger RNA of Styela clava, 3723 nucleotides long. Its product is annotated as alpha-L-iduronidase-like. Gene Ontology annotation, biological process: carbohydrate metabolic process. NCBI's taxonomy places the organism in Eukaryota, Metazoa, Chordata, Ascidiacea, Stolidobranchia, Styelidae. Gene Ontology annotation, molecular function: L-iduronidase activity; protein binding. The record is from RefSeq and is a predicted model, not a curated record.
UAAUGAAUACUUUUGUGUGUUGGUGGCAAACUUGGUGCAAAAUCAUAGAUAAAUGAUAAAUAGGUAGUUCCACAAAAACACAAUUGAAUGCAAUCAAUUAGCAUUCAUGUAUUUGAUAGUGAGUAGCAACACUAGCAAUAUCAAUGUGUUACUGCCUAUGCGAAUUGAGAGAUAGUGCAGGGAUAGUAUGAAUUGAAUGUUGGCUUUUAGUCUAUAUUUCUACAACAUUUCUCCUUCUGUGAAAUAGACCAGAUUGUUAUUUGUGCUUAAUAAAUAUAAUUUUCAAAAUGUACGCAAAUUUAUGUGUUCGCUAAAAGCAGAGUGUCAGUAAGUAGUAGUGGCUAUAUUGGCAACUGUAGGUAGGACUGAAUCUUAUAAUUUUUUUUUGUUUUCAAUUUUUAUACAAUCAUUUGAAAACCCAUCACAGAUAGGGGGGAGAGAUAUUUUCUUGUGAAACAAUGGCAGUCUCUGGCUUGUGCUUUGCAUAAUACUAUUUUUCGAUUGAAAGCAUGUAUAUAUCACUACAGAUGUUAUUUGGUAUGCAAGCACCUAAUAAUGACUGUAAUUUGCGAUUAGUUUCAUCUUACAUGUUACAAUAAGCGAGUACUUUGAAUGCAAGUUCUAUAUCUGAUAUUGUCGGCAGAGUUCCAACAUGAAAACAUAUUAGGACUAAUGGCAUAUUUUUCAUAUGUACAAUGCAUACGUUUAUGCAAUGGAUUAGGUAGUAUGCUAGUUUUGGUUAUCUUUUGCAUCACAAAUAUCAUAUCAUAUGUUUUAUAGGUUAAUUUGAUUUAAAAUCAAAAUGUUGAAUCUAUAUAAAUACAUACCAAUCCUAGUAUUUUCUCGCGCGUUUUGUUUCCACUCAGUCUCGUGCCAACCUUCACUUCCUCACAUUUUUAACAUCACUGUCGAUGCAUCGAAUUUGAUCAAUGUAUUUGAUCACUUUUGGGAAAGUACGGGAAUGUGUCCUCCACUUCCACAUCAAAAUGCAUCAGAUUAUUAUCUGAGCCAAGAUAUGUUACAAAAUCUCAUACAUAUUGGUUCUGUGCCUCAUUCAGGCAUAAAACAAGUACGCAUGCACUGGUUACUCGACAUGGUAACUUAUGAUAAAGAAAAACAUACUUACAACUUCACUAAUUUGGAUACGCUAUUCAAAUUUAUGAGAAAAUACAACUUGAACCCUGGUUUCGAACUAAUGGGGAGUCCUUCGAAUAAAUUCACAAAUUUUGAUGACCAUGAUCAAAUCAUAGAUUGGAUGAAUCUUGUCACACAAUUAGGAAAAAGAUACAUACAGAUGUUUGGAUUAGAUGUUGUAUCAAAAUGGAACUUUGAGACCUGGAACGAACCUGAUCACGAAGAUUUUGACAAUGUUAUUAUGUCAGUAGAAGGAUUUCUCAAAUAUUAUGAUGCUUGCUCAGAAGGUCUUAAUGCGGCAGAUAGUUUGUUAAGAUUCGGGGGUCCUGGUGGGUCUUGCAGAAAAGAAUCAUUUUCAAAACGAUGUUGGGCAUUGUUGGAGCACUGCACAGAGGGUACAAAUUAUAUAACUGGAAGUAAAGGUAGUAGACUUGACUAUAUAUCAAUGCACAAAAAAGGUGGCGGAAGCUCUUCCUAUAUAAUUGAAUCAGAACUUGAAACAAUCUCUAAGAUUCACAGCCUGUAUCCAUCGCUCAUUUCAACUCAAAUCUACAAUGAUGAAGCCGAUCCCAUGGUUGGUUGGAGCAGGCCAUACUCAUGGAGAGCUGAUGCCACUUAUGCUGCAAUUGUUGCAAAAAUUAUUGCCCAGCACCAGUAUAGAAUUAUCACUAAUGAAAGUUCCCAUAUUAUUUACUCCCUCCUUAGCAAUGACAAUGGAUUUUUAAAUUAUUCACCUUAUUAUUUUACUCAGCGAACAUUGACUGCUAGGUUCCAGAUGAACAACACUUCACCACCACACGUUCAUUUUGUGAAAAAGCCAAUUUAUGCUUCAAUGAUGCUUUUGUCAAAAUUAGGACAUAUGCUAUUGGGAUCUGAAAUUGUUCGACUAUACAAUAAUACUCCCGACGAUCGUAUCGGGGUUAUUGCUACUGUAUGUCAAGCUGGAACAUUUGGAUGCUCAAAUCAGGAAAUCACUUUGCUGACAUACUGUAGCGAUGAUACAAACCCAAGCAAAGACACAGUUGAUGUUUUUAUUAAUUUCGUAAAUCUUACUCCUAUUGAAGCAAAUACAUACAUAAUGACUUGCCGUGUAGAUGAAAGUACAAAUCCUUGGCAAGUAUGGAAAAAUGCAGGUAGCCCAGAUUUUCCUAGCCGAAAAGUUUUUGCAAAUAUGCACCUUGCAUCUGAGCCUAAUUGUGAUGGAGCAUAUCAAGUACCGAUAACCCCUGACCCCCGCAAAAUAGGUGUAGAAAUGCAGUUGAUGCUGCCAGGUGUUUAUCUUCAUCAAAUAUGCAGGAUGCCCCCAGACGAACCUAAAGCUCCAAUACUUCUUUCUGUUACUAAUGUGACGUCAGCUCAAGUACUCAUUGCUUGGAAUGAUAGUCCGCUAACUACUAAAUGUAUCAAAACAUACUUUAUAGUUCUAUGUGCUGAUGCCUCUUGCAAAUCACUCCAAGAAGUCAAUCCCAAUAGAGUGUUGUCAAAUUCUUUUGUGUACAUGUCUCCGACUGAAAAAGAAAAAGAUGUUUAUGGAUAUUAUAAAGUAGCAGUUGUCGACUUCUGGAGCAGAUAUAGCACAUUCUCAAACACAAUUGCUUACCCAUAAAUUGGGUGCUUAAUUCGAAAGUUAUUUCAAAGCAAGAGCGUCGCCAAGAAAUUUUUCAACGGGGGUUGGGGGGGUUCUGAGAUUUCAAAUUGCCAAGUUAGACCGUAUAAGAAAAAUGCUUUUUUCACAUUUCAAAUGGGUGGAUUCCUACUUUCACACCCUCUCGCCUGGCUAUGCCCCUGUUCCAAACUGUGAAAAUCAUUAAUAAUUUCAUUGAGAAUUGAACCAAUUAAUGGGGUUUAAACCAAAAAUAUUGAAAAAAGUUACUGAUAUUUUGCAGUCGUCACAGUUUUUGCCAAAGGCUUGUCUUCUGUAAUGAUUGCUUGUUUGUCGCUUCAAAUUAUAAAUUAAAAAUAUUGUUCAUCAGGGUUUUAUGAUACUUUUCAAUACAUGUAUGAAUAUUUUGUAGAUAUCACCAUAUAUCUUACAUGGGCAAACUAUGGCCCACAGGCCAAAUCCGGCCGGUCUCAUGCUGCCGCAAUUAAACUAAAAUCGAUUUUUGAUGUUUUAGCGAAAAAAUAGCUCAAGGAAUUUGUUGAGAUUGCGAUUAAGUUACCUAAGUUUUGACAUGAGGCUUUUUGUUUUCAACUUUUGCUUUUGUAACACUGUAAAUAUUGUUCAUAAAAUGUAACCUUUUACGUCACACUUAAUAUGGGCCGCCAGACUAUGUGGGUGAAAUUAUUGGCCCCUGGUCCAGAAACCUUGCCCACCCCUGCCAUAUAUUCUUGUUUAUUUUUACACCAUAAAGUAUGGAAACUCAAAUCUUAUUUUUCAUCACUCCCUCUCUUAUAUCACUGAAUUUUGUGAAGCAUCUAAAUAUGUUGAAAAAAUAUUUGAUUAAUUUUCCUGCUUCGAAUAUGUUUCUACUAAACCAUAAUGAUGCAUUAUGAAAUGUAUGAUUUCUUCUAUCUAAAAAUUUAUUCAUAUACUUGUGCAAUUUCUCUCUUCCCUUUUUUGUUUUGAUCAGUAAGUUAGUUGUACUA